This is a messenger RNA of Cannabis sativa, 3509 nucleotides long. RefSeq lists its product as uncharacterized. Bases 39 to 3287 code for a protein of 1082 amino acids. Gene Ontology annotation, biological process: cell wall modification. Gene Ontology annotation, molecular function: pectinesterase activity; pectinesterase inhibitor activity. The record is from RefSeq and is a predicted model, not a curated record. The transcript has 3 exons. Lineage: Eukaryota; Viridiplantae; Streptophyta; Magnoliopsida; Rosales; Cannabaceae.
UAAUUCAUUAUAUACAAUUGAUAAAAACUUAGAUACUUAUGAGUGGGAAGGCAAAGAUAGGAGAAGGACUAGUCUCCGUGAAUACAUUCACGGUGAGAUUAGUGAUCAUUAAUGUUGUAAUUGCUGCAACCUUACAAAUAAGCAAUGGUCAUCUUCCAUUUGGAGGUCUAGGAGUAGGCUUUGGAGGACAUAUGAAUUCUAAUGCCGGUUUUCAUGCUAAGAUACCCUCAUUUCCGGGUGCAGCUCAUCAUGCGGCAACAACAUUCGCGGGCAUAUCUCAUGCUGCGAAUAUAUUUUGUGGGACAUGCGAAUACAGAGAUGCAUGCAUCAAAAGCAUUGCGUCUAUGGGCAACAAGGCCAAUGCUAACCCCAUUGACUAUUUCCAAGCUGCAAUACAAUCCACCAUCUCUCAAGUGAGCGCCAUUGUCAAUGUAUCGGCUAGUAUAGCAGCGAGUUCCUCUGGCUCCAAGAAAAUGUAUAUGGAAGAUUGUCAAGAAUUGCUUGGGUUCGCGGUUGAUGAACUUCAGACUAGCUUUUCGACUAUGGGAGGAACUGACUUGAGUGCGUUUUAUAAUAAACAAGGUGAACUUUUGAAUUGGUUGAGUGCUGCUGUAUCGUAUCAGCAUACAUGCCUUGAUGGCAUAUUUGAUUCUCAACUUAAAACAGAGAUGAUGUCAAAUGGUCUCUCUGCUGCGAACCAGCUAGCAAGAAAUGCCUUGGCGAUUGUCUCCACCAUGUCCACAAUCUUUAGUGGCUUCAAAAUUAAUUUUAAGUUUGGCACGAGUGGUAAUUCUCGUGCAUUAACUGGUUUUGCACAAGGUACAUAUGGAUGGGAUUUUGGUGGCUAUGGUGCUACCGGUACUUGGAGUGCAGGAAUGGGUGCUGGAGCUGGUGGCGGUGCAGGGACAGGUGCUGGUGCUGGUGGCGGUGCAGGGACAGGUGCUGGUGCUGGUGGCGGUGCAGGGACAGGUGUUGGUGCUGGUGGCGGUGCAGGGACAGGUGGCGGUGCAGGGACAGGUGCUGGUGCUGGUGCUGGUGUCGGUGCGGGGACAGGUGCUGGUGCUGGUGGCGGUGCAGGGACAGGUGCUGGUGGUGGUGCAGGGACAGGUGCUGGUGGUGGUGGUGGUGCAGGCACAUAUUCUGGUGGUGGUGGUGGUGGUGGUGCAGGUACAUAUUCUGAUGUAGGGAUAGGUUCUAGUGUUGGUGUUGGUGGUGGUGGUGCAGGGACAGGUGGCAAUGUUGAUACUAGUAGUGUUGGAGGUGGCAGUGUUGAUACUAGUGUUGGUGCUGGUGGUGGAAGUGGUAAUGGAGAAGGUGGUGGAAGUGGUAGUGGUAGCGGUUUUGGUGGCGGUACAGGUGAAGGAAGUGGCAGUGGUUCUGGAGGUUACACUAGUGAAGGAAGUGGCAGUAUUAAUGCUAAUGUUGGUGCUGGUGGUGGAAGUGGUAGUGGUAGCGGUUUUGGUGGCGGUACCGGUGAAGGAAGUGGCAGUGGUUCUGGUAACAGCACAAGUGAAGGAAGUGGAAGUGGCAGUGGUUCUGGUAGUGGAAGUGGAAGUGGAAGUGGAAGUGGAAGUGGCAGUGGUUCUGGUGGUGGUAGUGUUAGCAUCGAUACAAGUGGUGAUGUAAGCAGUGGUAGCGGUGGUGGCAGUGGUAGUGGCAGCGGCAGCGGCAGCGGUAAAGGUAAUGGAAGUGGUGAAGGAAGCAGUAGCAGUAAUGUUACUAGUAGUGUUGAAAGUAGUGGAAGUAUUUCAACCAGUGGUCAGGGUAGUGGUGGUGGUAGCGGCAGUGGUGCUGGAGGAGGUGGAGGCAGCGGCGGUAGCAAAAGUAGCAGUGAGUAUAGUUGGAGUCAAAGCUUUGAAAAAAGUGGCGGAGGUGGUGGUGGCGGUGGCGGAGAUGGCAGUGUCAGCGGUGGUAAGAAAGCUAGUAUUACUAUUAACGGAGGUGGUAAUGGUGGUGGAGAUGGCAGUGUCAGUGGUGGUAAGAAAGCUACUAUUACCUUUAACAAAGGUGGUAAUGGUGGCGGAGAUGGCAGUGUCAGUGGUGGUAAGAAAGCUACUAUUACCAUUAGCAAAGGUGGUCAUGGUGGCGGAGAUGGCAGUGUCAGUGGUGGUAAGAAAGCUAGUUUUACUAUUAGUGGAGGAGUAGAUGGUGGUAUAAACAAAGAAUUUAGCUUUAGCAAAGAAGUUAAUGGUGAUGGAAGCAAAGAAUUCACCAUUAACAAAGGAUUUAGCAUUAACACAGGUUCUAGAAGACUUAAGGAGGCAUUUGAAUAUCCAUCUUGGUUGUCUGGUUCAGAUAGAAAACUAUUAGGUACUAACAAUGAAAACCAAAACUUAACACCAAAUAAAGUUGUGGCCCAAGAUGGGAGUGGAGACUUUAAAACUAUUGGAGAAGCUCUUGCUUCAUAUCCAAAAAACCAUCAAGGUCGUUACAUUAUCUAUGUUAAAGCUGGGAUUUACAAUGAGUAUCUUAUUGUUACAAAAGAUCAAAAGAAUGUGUUUAUGUAUGGAGAUGGACCUCGAAAGACAAUCAUCACAGGAAGAAAGAACUUCCAUGAAGGCGUUUCAACCUUUAGAACUGCUACAUUUUCUGCUAUUGGAAGUGGAUUUGUGGCGAAAUCAAUGGGAUUUCAAAACACAGCAGGACCAGAAGGACACCAAGCAGUAGCACUUCGAGUUCAAUCAGACAUGUCUGCAUUUUACAAUUGUAGAAUGGAUGGUUACCAAGACACAUUAUAUGUUCAAACACAUCGUCAAUUCUAUCACAACUGUGUCAUAUCAGGAACAGUCGAUUUCAUCUUUGGAGACGCUGCAGCCGUCAUCCAAAACUCGUUGAUCAUUGUCAGAAAGCCUGGACCAAACCAGAGGAAUGCAGUGACUGCCCAAGGCAGAGUUGACAAGUAUGAAACAACCGGCAUAGUAAUCCAGAACUGUAGAAUUGUCCCUGAACAGAAACUCCACGCCGAAAGAUUAACUGUUCCCACAUACUUAGGAAGACCAUGGAAAGAGUAUUCUAGGACUGUGAUUAUGGAAUCAACAAUUGAGGAUUUGAUUCAACCAGCUGGAUGGCUUGAAUGGAAUGGUAAUUUUGCUCUUGACACACUUUACUAUGCUGAGUAUGCAAAUAGAGGACCUGGUGCUGCAACUAACCAAAGGGUUAAAUGGAAGGGUUACAAGGUCAUUACUGAUAGGAAUGAAGCUAUGCAAUUCACUGUUGGCCAAUUUCUUCAAGGAAAUAUGUGGUUAGGAAACACUGGUGCACCCUAUUUUCUUGGAUUAAAGACUUAAUUAAUUCAGAUUAGUUAUGUAUUAUUAUUCAAUAAGAAAAGAAAAGUGUUAUAAUAACUCAUAUAGGUUUGUAUUUUUUGAGGAUUUGAGAGGAUGGGUACUACUUACUCCCACCCCCACCUCAUUGAUUAUGAGUAAAAUAAUGUAAUUUUGUGUAUUAAUUUUUGGUAUAUGGCUCAAUAUUAAAUGUAGCUGCCAUUCAAAAUAAAUAUAUAUACUUUA